AUGUACAGGGAAGCUUUCACACGUAACUAUAAAUGUAUCUUAUCUACAUUUGCACGUGCAUCGCAUAUCUAUCCCGAUGCGAAAUCAGUUGGUAGAAUUUCAGCGUUAACACCAAUACGAAUUCGAGAAUAUGCGUCUGGCAAUACUAAAGAAGAGGAAAUCAUGGCGCGAAUAGAAUCCAUGCGUGCGAAAGCACAUUUGGGAGGCGGCAUUAAUAGAAUUAUCACUCAGCAUAAAAAGGGAAAGCUAACUGCUCGGGAACGCCUUGAUUUACUCUUGGAUCCAGGAUCUUUUCACGAAUAUGAUACUUUUGUAGAACAUCAAUGUACUGAUUUUGGUAUGGAAAAAAAUAAGAUCAUUGGUGAUGGUGUAGUUACUGGACAUGGCACGAUAAAUGGCCGGAGAAUUUUUGUUUUUUCUCAGGACUUUACUGCCUUUGGUGGUAGUUUAUCAAAAAUGCAUGCUCAAAAGAUUUGUAAAAUAAUGGAUAAAGCUGUAUUGGUCGGUGCGCCAGUUGUUGGCCUGAAUGAUUCUGGUGGUGCACGUAUUCAAGAAGGUGUAGAUUCUCUUGCUGGAUAUGCAGACAUUUUUCAAAAGAAUGUCUUAUCAUCCGGUGUUGUACCUCAGAUAUCGCUGAUAAUGGGUCCAUGUGCUGGUGGUGCCGUGUACUCUCCAGCUCUUACUGACUUUACCUUCAUGGUACGUGACACAUCAUACUUAUUUGUCACUGGUCCUGAUGUAGUCAAGGCAGUUACAAAUGAAGAUGUAACACAAGAAGAGCUCGGUGGUGCAAAAGCGCAUACUGUUAAGUCUGGGGUUGCACACAAUGCUUUUGAAAAUGACAUCGAGGCUUUACAACGUAUUCGGGACUUUAUAGAUUUCUUGCCACUUUCAAACUGUGAACAAGCACCCACCCGUUGCACUGAUGAUCCCGUAACCCGUGAAGAUCCAUCACUUAACCACAUCAUUCCCGUUGAUUCCACGAAAGCUUAUGAUGUGCGAGAUGUUAUCACGCGUCUUGUGGAUGAUUCCAAUUUCUUUGAAAUUAUGCCAGACUACGCUAAAAAUAUUGUCAUAGGGUUCGCCCGGAUGGGUGGUCAAACAGUUUCCAUAGUUGGAAAUCAGCCAUUAGUAUCAUCGGGAGUUUUAGAUAUCAAUUCUUCUGUGAAAGCUUCUAGAUUUGUUCGAUUCUGUGAUGCUUUUAACAUUCCAAUCAUCACACUAGUGGACGUACCUGGUUUUCUUCCUGGAACUGCUCAAGAACAUAAUGGCAUUAUUCGCCAUGGUGCCAAAUUACUUUAUGCAUAUGCGGAGGCAACCGUCCCAAAAAUUACAAUUAUUUUGCGAAAAGCGUAUGGAGGGGCUUAUGAUGUUAUGUCUAGCAAACACCUUCGUGGCGAUAUAAAUUAUGCGUGGCCAACAGGUGAAAUUGCUGUUAUGGGUGCAAAGGGGGCUGUCGAAAUUAUAUUUCGACACGUUGAAGGCCGAACACAAGCAGAAAAGGAAUAUAUUGGUAUUUAUUUUAAAUAA
Molecule: messenger RNA, 1530 nt
Organism: Dentiscutata erythropus
Lineage: Eukaryota; Fungi; Glomeromycota; Glomeromycetes; Diversisporales; Gigasporaceae
Source: the annotation of a GenBank genome assembly